Molecule: messenger RNA, 1200 nt
Organism: Halichondria panicea
Lineage: Eukaryota; Metazoa; Porifera; Demospongiae; Suberitida; Halichondriidae
Product: phosducin-like protein
Exons: 8
Coding region: 195-1031 (278 amino acids)
Biological process (GO): regulation of G protein-coupled receptor signaling pathway
Source: RefSeq, a predicted model, not a curated record
CCUAAAUAGAGCCCAAUUUGAGGUGAGGAUUGUUGUUAUGUGCGCAAAAUUAAUGAUAAGCACUAAUUAACAGUUACAACAAAUAUCAUCAGUUGUGUGUCGCAGUGCAAGUAAUCAGCCAUCUAAUAGUCUAGCCAAGCCAUUGCCUACCACGCCAUCAAAGCUCUGGCUCUAUCAGUUUAAAUUCAAUCAAGAUGGCUUCUGGAGGCUCUGACUCUGACCUUGACUUCAGCUCAGCUCCUGAAGACCUACCUUCCAACGUGCCCCUACCAGAACAUGACGGCCUACCUCAAACGGGCCCCAAGGGCGUACUCACCGACUACUACCGCACUCAACAGUCAGAGCGCCGGAAGGAGAUUCUGGCAAAGAAUAAGAGACAAGAAAUCAUUGAGAAACAUUCGGCAACUGUCAUGAGUCAUUCUGAGGAGACUGCCCUGAAACAGGGAGAGAGUGAAGAGAGAGCCAUGACUAACUUGGCGAUGGCAUUGGAAGGUGGUGCUCUACAUGAGGACCCGUUCCUGCAAGAUUACCGAGCCAAGAGAAUGGAACAGAUGAAAAAUGAGGUCAAAAAAGGUGGAAGAAGGCAACGAUUCGGCAACCUGGUCGAAGUGAGAGGUGACAAAUACGACCACUACAUUGAGAACUCUCCACCUCAAACUUUUGUCAUCAUGCACAUCUACGAUGAGUUUGUGUCAGUGUGCUUGUACCUGAACCAGCGACUUACUCAGAUGGCAAAGCUCUAUCCUACAGCUCGAUUUUGCCGGGUUCAAGCAGGACAGGUCGGAGUCAGUCCUGCAUUUAUCAGCAAAGGACUGCCUGCUCUGCUGGUGUACAGAGGAGGUGAUCUGGUGGGCAACCUCCUCCGAAUAACUGAUCAACUUGGAGAAGGCUACUCCAAUGAAGAUUUGGAAGCAUUUUUGCACGAGAAAAAUUGCCUCCCCCCUGAGUCGGAGAAAGAAGAAGGAGCUCUACUGCCAAAGAACAUUCUAGGAAUAUCGAAGAAACGACUCUCUAGCUCUGACUCGGACUAGCUAGCAAUUUUUAGCCGUUUAUGUUCGUGCUCGUCUGCUCAGUCCACCACUGUAAUCUGUAGUCUCACAAACGAAAAUUUCUUCUAUACAAUCCCUUAAUUUAUUGAUAGUGUCACUCCGUGUGUGUGUGUUGCAAUUCAUUUUAUGGUGGAACUUUUUGUGUUGAGAA